Molecule: messenger RNA, 1767 nt
Organism: Hibiscus syriacus
Lineage: Eukaryota; Viridiplantae; Streptophyta; Magnoliopsida; Malvales; Malvaceae
Product: MLO-like protein 12
Exons: 15
Coding region: 54-1733 (559 amino acids)
Biological process (GO): defense response
Cellular component (GO): membrane
Source: RefSeq, a predicted model, not a curated record
AGGCUCUACUUUCAUAGAGUUUAGCAGCAGCAAGCUUGGAACCGAGAACAACAAUGGCGGAUGCUGAUAAUAAAGCACGUUCAUUGGAAGAGACACCAACGUGGGCUGUUGCUGUUGUGUGUUUUGUCAUAGUAAUUGUUUCCAUCUUCAUGGAACAUGGCAUUCACUUGCUGGGGAAGUGGUUGAAGAAAAAGCACAAACCAGCUCUUUAUGAAGCACUUGAGAAGGUUAAAGCAGAGCUGAUGCUGAUGGGAUUCAUAUCACUACUCCUAACAGUACUGAAAGACACGAUAGCUGGAUUUUGCAUACCAAAGACGGUAGCAGACUCGUGGCAUCCUUGUGAUAAGAAAUCAACGGAUAAAUAUCCAUCUAAAGAAAUGGACCACUGUAAAAAAAAGGGUCAAGUAGCAUUUGUAUCGACCUAUGGAAUCCACCAGCUUCAUAUUUUUAUCUUUGUGUUAGCAGUUUCUCAUAUUCUCUACUGCAUUAUAACCUAUGCUUUGGGGAGUACCAAGAUGAAGAAAUGGAAGGCUUGGGAAAGUGAGACAAAAACGGUUGAAUAUCAAUAUUACAAUGAUCCUGAGAGGUUUAGGUUUGCAAGGGAUACUUCGUUUGGGCGUAGACAUUUAAAUUUUUGGACUCGGUCCAGUUUAACGCUUUGGAUUGCAUGUUUCUUUAGACAAUUUUUUGGAUCAGUUACGAAAGUUGAUUACCUGACACUAAGACAUGGAUUUAUCAUGGCACAUUUGGCUCGUGAAAACGAAACAAAAUUCGAUUUUCAUAAAUACAUCAAGAGAUCAUUAGAAGAUGAUUUUAAAGUUGUAGUUGGAAUCAGUCCAAUAAUAUGGUUUAUUGCUGUCUUGUUCCUGCUUGCCUAUACACACGGAUGGAAAUCUUAUUUCUGGCUUCCUUUUAUCCCCUUAGUUAUAAUUCUAAUGGUGGGGACCAAGUUGCAAGUGAUAAUAACAAAACUGGGACUAAAGAUUCAAGAAAGAGGAGAUGUGGUGAAGGGUGCACCGGUAGUUGAACCGGGCGAUGAUCUCUUCUGGUUCGGUCGCCCGCGUUUUCUUCUUCUUCUCAUUCAUAUCGUUCUUUUUACGAAUGCAUUUCAACUGGCAUUUUUCGUGUGGAGCACUUAUGAAUUUACCAUAAAUUCAUGCUACCAUGAGCGCAUUGAAGAUAUCAUCAUCAGAAUUUCAAUGGGGAUCAUCAUACAAGUUCUUUGCAGCUACGUGACUCUUCCACUCUAUGCUUUGGUGAAUCAGAUGGGAACUAACAUGAGACCAACAAUCUUUAAUGAAAGAGUUGCGGGUGCACUUAAAAGCUGGCAUCACACAGCGAAGAAACAAAUUAAACACAACAGGCAUUCGGAGAAUACAACUCCGUUUUCGAGCAGGCCGGCAACUCCGACUCACGGGAUGUCUCCUAUUCAUCUCCUUCAUAGCCAUCCCGAAAGAAGUGUCGAAAACCGCAAUCCAUCUCCGACGCAUUUGGACUUCGAGAACGACCAAUGGGAUCCGGCCGAUAAGUUCGCCAACUCUCCGAAUCACCAUGAAAUCGAUGUUCUUGAUAUCGAUCAGGGUAGAUCGCACUUGGAAACAAGGGGAGCAGGGGACAUGACAGUCCAAGAUUCUAGCACUUCAGAAAUGGUUUCGAGGUCACCUCGAUCGGCUCGAACACAACAUGCUAUCGAUGUUAGUUCAUCAAAAAAUUUCUCCUUCGCCAAGAGAUGAUCGAGUCAACAAUUGGAAGGAGAACCGGAUUUUA